AGUCAGUCUAUAAGAUUUUGCGAGCGAUUUUUGUCACGUUAACGAGUUUUUGCGCGUAAAACGAAACAAAAAAUAAAAACAGUGUGCGAGACGAGUGUUUGUAUUGUUAUUGUUUUUGUGUACUGUGUACUGUGUAGUUUGAAAAUAGAAUUGGAAAAAUUAAAUUAAAAAAUUAAUUACUUAACGGAUUUGUGAUAGAAAAAAAAAAGAAAACCGCCAAAAGUGUGAGAAUUUUAAGUAGGAAUUAAAAAAAAUAUUACAAUUACAUAAAAAAAGUUUAGGAAAAAAUGUCUUCAAAACUUUUGUCAUCAUCAUUUUAUAGUACCCCUACUGAUUGUUUUAAAGUGGGCGAAUUCGAAAGACGCUUGGAUGCUUUACUUGCCGAUUUGCAAAAUAGUGUGCCUGGUCAUCAACCUCAACAUCAACAGCAGCCUCAUUAUGCCACAACACAAACAGUGACAUCGGUUCAACAACAACGUCAAGUACCGCAGCCACAACAUCAUCAACAACAACAACAACAGCAGCAGCAACAGCACAAUUAUAUUGAAUCUUCAUCUGGCUAUGGAAGUCUUCGCGGCAAAGCUCCACCACCAACACAGCCUAUUUAUCAAGAACAUUAUUCUGAAACACGCACAUCGGUAUCACCCUCUGCUGGCCAACCUCAUCAUUUGGGCGGUUAUAAUGGCAUUGGCAAUAGCAGUUCUUCUAGUCAUUAUCAAAAUCAAGGAGCCAUACCUCGUCAACAAUACAAUGGUACAAAUGUUGGCGGUAUGGGUCCCACAUCCGCCUCUUUACAUCAGCAGCAAUUGAAUACGGCUAGUAAUUUGUCGGAAUUGGAUUCAUUGUUGCAGGACUUGAGCAGUGCCAGAUACAAUGGCAAUGGUUAUGAUAGAAAAGAUACUUCUGGUCCAUCCGGUUUUCAUAGUACGCCAUCAUCUAAAUACAAUACUUAUAAUAGUUAUGCUUCCGUAGAAGAACGUCCAACUGUAGAUAGUUUAUUAAAUGAAAUGGAUAAUGCCUCUUUAUAUGCUGUACCCAAUGGAGCACGCACUAAAUCACCAACUCCUGGCCGUCAUGUUACCAUUACCGUACGUGAAACUAAAACUGAAAAUCUUGCUGGACCCGAAGGACCAGUGAGACAAAUGGAAGAGAAAGUUGUUAAACAAAAGGAUACUUUUACACCAAAUAAUGCUGCCCAUCAGGCAUAUGCUUCAUCGGCAACUAAAGAAUUGGAUGAUUUAAUGGCUUCACUUUCAGAUCUUAAGGUGAACAACGGUUCGAAUCAUUAUCAUCAAACGAUAACUGAUUACGCUAAACCCAAUAAGGGCACUUCACACUUGACUCAGACCAUAACUGAGACUACAACUUCUACCCUAGUAGAAGAUAAUCAACCGGAUCAAUUGGAUUCUAUGCUCGGUAGUUUACAAGCCAAUAUGAAUCGUCAAGGUGUCAAUACUGUACAAAAGGGCUGCUGCAAUGCCUGCGAAAAACCCAUUGUGGGACAAGUCAUCACUGCUUUGGGCAAAACCUGGCAUCCAGAGCACUUCACUUGCAAUCACUGCAACCAAGAAUUGGGCACACGCAACUUCUUUGAACGCGAUGGCUUCCCCUACUGUGAACCCGAUUAUCACAAUCUCUUCAGUCCUCGCUGUGCCUACUGUAAUGGUGCCAUUUUGGAUAAAUGUGUAACUGCUUUGGACAAGACCUGGCACACAGAACAUUUCUUCUGUGCCCAAUGUGGCCAACAAUUCGGUGAAGAUGGCUUCCAUGAACGUGAUGGCAAACCCUAUUGCCGCAACGAUUACUUUGAAAUGUUUGCACCCAAGUGCAAUGGCUGCAAUCGUGCCAUUAUGGAAAAUUACAUUUCUGCCUUGAACUCUCAAUGGCAUCCCGAUUGCUUUGUCUGCCGGGAUUGCCGACAACCCUUCCAUGGUGGUUCAUUCUUUGAUCACGAAGGUUUGCCCUACUGUGAAACUCACUAUCAUGCCAAACGUGGUUCAUUGUGUGCUGGCUGUUCGAAACCUAUAACGGGUCGCUGUAUUACAGCCAUGUUUAAGAAAUUCCAUCCGGAACAUUUUGUUUGUGCCUUCUGUUUGAAACAAUUGAAUAAGGGUACAUUCAAGGAACAAAAUGAUAAACCCUACUGCCACACUUGCUUCGAAAAGAUUUUUGGUUAACAAAACUAAGCGAGGGAAAUUGUCUGUCACACGUCUGCGAAGAAAGAAAAAAAGUCUAAAUAAAAUGAAAUUUUAAUAAAGAUGUGUUAAAAAGAAAAUAUAAAAAAUAUAUAUUUAUGUUACUAAUCUGCAAUAAACAGGCACAAUAAAGUUAAGAUUUUAUUAUAAUUUCUGUUAUAUUUAAAUCCUUUAACAACAACAACAACAGAUAGAAAUACACUAAAGUGUAUUAUUUAAUAUUUUUUUUUUAGAUUUUUAAGUUUAAUUAAAACAAAUCAAAUCUAAACGCACAUACAACACACACUCACUUAUUUUAUAAUGCCUUUUAGCAAUCUUGUAUGUUUGUGUAAUUUAUGUAUGUCCAAGUAUCCUUUAGCCAGGAUAUUAACCCCCAUUUCAACUAUUACUUGCUAAUCUUAUUAUUAUUAUUAUUAUUACUAUAACUAUUAUUAAAUUUAUUUACAAUUAUUUUUGUACUACUGUAUUGUAUUUGUGUAAUAUUUUUAAUAUAUUUUUUAUUUUUUGUAAUUUGCCGUUAUAUUAAAGUUAAAUUUAAAACAACUAUUUUUUUUGUAAUUUUCUAUUCCAUUUUGUGCCAAUCUUUAUUAAGCAGAAUAUUUAAUUUUUUUCUAAAUUAAAUUAUAAUUAAAUAGUUCUUUUUGUUAAGAAUUUUUUAUGGAACACUUUUUUUUAUUCUAAACAAAUUUAAAAAAAAUAUACAUUAAAACCGUUUUAUUUAAAAUUAAUUACAAUUUUUUUAUAUAAUUUUUGUAUGAAUUUUUCAUAAUUAUAAUUUUUAUUAUCACAAAAAAAAAUGCAUUUUAUGCAAUAACAAAUUUGUUAAAAAACAACAUGAAAAUUUAUAGCUUUUCAAUUAUUAAUAAUUAAACUUUUAAAAAUGGUAAAUUGAACUAAUGACGAAUAAAUAAAUUUAAUAACGACC
Lucilia sericata (common green bottle fly) is the source of this 3120-nucleotide messenger RNA. RefSeq names its product leupaxin (gene Pax). Lineage: Eukaryota; Metazoa; Arthropoda; Insecta; Diptera; Calliphoridae. Gene Ontology annotation, molecular function: muscle alpha-actinin binding; actin binding. The transcript has 10 exons. Gene Ontology annotation, cellular component: adherens junction; filamentous actin; stress fiber. Gene Ontology annotation, biological process: actin cytoskeleton organization; muscle structure development. The coding region runs from base 288 to 2177 and encodes 629 amino acids. The record is from RefSeq and is a predicted model, not a curated record.